Messenger RNA from Trichosurus vulpecula (common brushtail), 1448 nucleotides. It is a transcript of the gene HIGD1A, whose product is annotated as HIG1 hypoxia inducible domain family member 1A. NCBI's taxonomy places the organism in Eukaryota, Metazoa, Chordata, Mammalia, Diprotodontia, Phalangeridae. Bases 142 to 429 code for a protein of 95 amino acids. Gene Ontology annotation, cellular component: mitochondrion. Gene Ontology annotation, biological process: mitochondrial respirasome assembly; negative regulation of apoptotic process. The transcript is spliced from 4 exons. The record is from RefSeq and is a predicted model, not a curated record.
CCCUCAUGUUGAGCCUCCUCCAGUACGCGUGGGGUCUGUAUGAAGUAGACCGCGAAGGGUGGUGGCAAAGCAGAAGCAGGUGUCUGCCUGUGGAAGGUGUUGUUGCUGCUUCUUGUUUUGAAGGCUUUUCAACCAGCUACAAUGUCAACAGACAAUGAUGUUUCCCUCUCCACUUAUGAUGAGACUUCGGGAUCAAAACUUGCUCGAAAAGCUAAAGAGGCACCAUUUGUCCCAAUUGGAAUAGCAGGCUUUGCAGCUAUUGUUGCGUAUGGAUUAUACAAACUGAAGAGCAGAGGGGAUACUAAAAUGUCUGUCCACCUGAUUCACAUGCGUGUGGGAGCCCAAGGUUUUGUAGUAGGAGCAAUGACUGUUGGUAUGUUGUACUCCAUGUAUCGGGAAUACUGGGCAAAACCAAAACCCAAGCCUUAGGAGGAAAGAUGCUGUCUUCAUGCUGAUGUUUUAGAGCUAGAUACCUCACAUUGAGGUUAUUUGUUUAUGUUUAAAAAUAAAUCAUUUAGGGAUAUGUGGUUCUAAAAAGCAGCAUAUGUCAAGACACAACCAAUCAUGAAAUUUUGAAGAUUGGAUUUUUUUCAUGGAAGUUUACUUUCCCAGGUGAUUCAAAGUAUACUGAUUGGUACCCAAGAGUUAAUUAGGGGAGCUAAGUUAGUACAAAAGGAACUGGUCAUUGAAGCUUACUCGGGUGAUAAAUUAUAUUCAUAUUCCUCAAAUCUCAACAAUUAACGACUAAAAAAUUAGAGGGCCAAGACUCAUAGCUCCUGUUACUUUAAGAUGGGGCAUAAUUUGGGAUAUAAUAUGGGAAGCUGCUGUAACACAAUUCAGGAAGCACUUAACUUCCUCAUUGUGUAGAAUGGUGGAAACAUCAGUGUCAAGGGCUGCCUGGCUUUGACUAGGGCCAAAAGAACAUCUGUAAGGAAAACUCAAAAGAAAAUAUUGUAGCAAGAGUUUUAUUCCCUAUCUUCACCAUAGACAACUUGUUUGUAUUUUAAGAUGAGCCUUGAACAGUUGUUAACCAGGCUACUUAACACAGUAGUAUUUAUUAUAAAGUUAGUAAAAGAUUAGAAUAACAGAACCGUUAUCACUUAAUUAUAUUUUUGCUGCUACCAUAUUGAAAUUGUUUUUUAAAUGCCACCUGUUUUAUAUGUAUUUGAAGUGCUUGUUAAGCAGUAAAGAUAGAGAACUUUUAAAAUGUGUGCAGUAUUGUGUUUUCUCUAGAGUCAUGUCCAGCUGAAAAAGAUACUACUAUCCUUUAGAUUUGAUGGUUUAUUACACGGGCAGACUAAUGUAAGCAUUCUCCUUACACAAAUGUUGACAUAUUUAAGUAAUGCUUUGUUACACUUGUGGAAUUCUAAUGUUUAAGAUAAACUUACAUUCCAUGGUAAUAACAUGGUACGGUAAUAACAUUUAUUAAAUAAAAUGAAUACAUCACA